This is a messenger RNA of Triticum turgidum subsp. durum (durum wheat), 330 nucleotides long. Lineage: Eukaryota; Viridiplantae; Streptophyta; Magnoliopsida; Poales; Poaceae. The record is from the annotation of a GenBank genome assembly.
AUGGAGAUAGAGUUCGAUUGCCCACAAGUAAAGAAUAUGAAAGUUGAGAUGACACGGCUGUCACGCAAUAUUGAUGACAGGGACAGCCAGAUCAGGUGCCUAAAGGCAAAGCUAAAGAAGAAGGAUGGGCAGGAAGCCGAGGACCUCACCCAGAUUUCUUUGAUGGCGUCUGAUGCGGUCCGGACCAUAGGCAUCUAUCCAUAUGAUGCGGAGUCUGACUGCUCUGAGUUUGAUGAGUUCCAAGGUUUCUAUCCUUCUGAUGACGCCGAGGAAAACCGUCGUGGAAGCUUCCUUGAUGACGAAGACUUCCUCUUCGACGAGAAUGACUGA